Messenger RNA from Parastagonospora nodorum SN15, 198 nucleotides. RefSeq lists its product as hypothetical. Bases 1 to 198 code for a protein of 65 amino acids. The record is from RefSeq and is a predicted model, not a curated record. The transcript is spliced from 2 exons. NCBI's taxonomy places the organism in Eukaryota, Fungi, Ascomycota, Dothideomycetes, Pleosporales, Phaeosphaeriaceae.
AUGGCCGAGACGACCAGCGAGCCUGAAGCACCAUCACCGUCAUCGACGGCGAUACUCCCCAGGUCUUCUACAUCGCUCGAAACAUACUCAAAUCCAAAGUCCCCGAGUUCUUGGCCACCCUCAACCCCACGAAAUCAGACGAAACACUUGUCACCAAGACCUCCAAUGUCGCGAUUCAAACCUUUCACUUAUUCGUGA